AUGGCCCGCCUCUUUGCCCCUCGUGUGGAUGGCACCUAUGUGGUGCCAAAAGAGCUGGUGGACCAGUACAAGGACUUGAAGCAGCGACCUGCUUUGGAGCAAGAGUUCCUGGACGCCGGCCUCGACAAGGAGCUCUUCGUGAAGCGCUCCGUCAAGAAGGUGAAGCGUCGCGAAUCGGAGUCUGAGGUAUGGGUGUCCGGACAGUUCGUGUCGGAUGCCGAUAUGGACGAGCUGGGCCUGACCGCGAAGAGGAAGAAGGCCGUUCAUGACGAAUGCGCCAAGAUGCGUGGAUGGAUCAGGUGGGGAGCAAGAGAGGGAGGGAGAGAGCAAAACCAUGUAUUACGUGACUACUUUCGGAAAUGA
Messenger RNA from Symbiodinium sp. CCMP2456, 363 nucleotides. The record is from the annotation of a GenBank genome assembly. NCBI's taxonomy places the organism in Eukaryota, Dinophyceae, Suessiales, Symbiodiniaceae.